UCGGCUGCAGACACUCAGCUCGGCUCGGCUGUUACAUUUCCGCCGUGGAUAUAAUCUGCUUGUUUUCCUCACUUCUCUACGUGGACUUUGCAAACAAUGAGUCUCGCUACGUUUUACUGAGACAUCCCGACAUGGAAAAAACCUCCGUAAAAGAUGAGUGUGUGGAUUCUGGUGCAGAAACCGCUGGGUCUGACUACAGUCCCCUGUCUUCUACCAGCAGUGACGUGUCCAUGGGCGAGCCCCAGGACCCCUUCCUGGUCAGCGUCCACCUGAUCGCCGAUCCCGGCGAGGGUCUCUUCCUGCAGCGGGCAGCAGAUGGCAUCCUGGCGUGGGUCCACCCUGAGCUGCAGCUCUUCAAGGUCUCGGAGCGGGCCGGCUUCUCUCAGCACCCCCGCCCCAAACACCACCACCACGGCGGCGUCCAGGCGGGUGCCCCCCAGCCGGCCCUGGCGGUCAUUUUGUUCCUCCAGGAGGGCUGCGGUGGCGGCGAGGAGCUGCACCGCUCUCUCCGGCGGCCCCCUUGGCGCUACCAUCACAGCGAGGAGGUGAGCGGCGGGCGGAGACUGCUCCCGCCGGCGCCGAGCACUCAGGACUUCUUCACCUUAGCGCCCGGAACGCCGCUGUGGGCCGUGCGGCAGGUGCACCACGGCAAAGAGAUUGUGCGCUUCACCUUGUACUGUUGCCAUGACAACUACACCGACACAGUACGUCUCUAUAAGCUGCUGCUUCAGCGCCGGCUGGCCCAGAAGAAGCAGGACUUCUGCUUCCUGGUGGUCUACUCCAACCCGGACGUGGAGAUCCAGCUGUCCUUCAAGAGGCUCCCCAGAGGUCAAAGGCCGGCCGCGCUGGACUCCACCGUGAUGGAGGUCAGGGUGCGAGACGUGGGGGCGCUGGUGCCCCUUCUCCCCAACCCGUGCAGUCCAAUCAGUGACCUUCGUUGGCAGACGGAAGACUACGAUGGAAAUAAAAUCCUCCUGCAGGUCCAAGGUGUCCACUUCAAUGUCAGACAUGAUCCCACCCACCUCGUCGCUGACUCUUCCUUGGCUCAGCAAGCUCUUACCUGUAGCUCCGCCUCCUCCAGGAGCCGCCGACAUCAUCAUUAUAGGAGCGCAUCCCGUCCCAGACUCCAUCAGCAGAUGUCGGUGUGCUCCCUCCCCCUCUGCUGUGAGGAAGACAACGGGGAGGGAGAGGGGGAGUGGUUCUGGCGUGACUGGUGCCAGCCGUCCAGGGGGCGGGGCCAGCGCUCCAACUCCCUCUUCUCUCUGCCCAACCUGGGCUCGACCAGCUCCACUUGCUCCUCGCCGGGCCCCUCCCCAGCCAGCCCCCGCCAGCAGAGGCGCUCCUCCCUCAUCCCGCCCUUCCGGCUCAACGUGGACGCCCUCUUCGGUGCCGAGGAGACGGACGUGGACACGGGGAAUAGAGUCCAAGCGGGCGGCGUGGACCUCACUGUCGUGUCCGCGUACAUCCAAACGGCCCUGGAGGCGUCUCUGCCUCCACCGGCGCCGCCAGAAGACAUCGUCCCGCCUCCUAAUGCUGACAUUUCAGAGAAUAACCCAAAGGUACAGCCAAUCAGCGACGACCACCAGACACCUGUAGGGAAAUGUACAGAAGAUGAGGAAGAAGACCAGGAAUUCUACAUUUGAUGGGCGCCUUUGCUCUCUGCUGCCCUCUAGUGGACUUAGCUUCACUUGGCUCUGUGCCGCCCUCUAGUGGACAAAACUGAACUAACCUAUUUUGUGCAUGUUGCUUUUUUCUGAUUGUAAACCCUUAUUUGUGUACAAACUGUUAAUACAUACUUUUUCCAUUUGUUUAAUUUAAUAAAACACUCCUGAUGAGAACCUCCUACCCCCCCCCUCACAUACACACACACAUACACUUAACAGUACACAAUAUAAUCCCAGCCGUUAUUCAAAAAUUCAGAUAUGGGAUGAGGGAGGGAUGCACUUUUGAUUGUAUUUUUUUGGGGGAGGGGGAUAAAACGUCUAAAAUGAUUUUUUUUUCCGAGACAUAGCUUUGUGUUAUUAUUAGUUAUUGUCAUCAUUUCGGCCUUUUCUCUUUAAAUUGCACUUUUUUGCUCCAGUUUACAGAACCACAUCACACCACGUCACAACUAAACAGUAUUGUCCGUUUGUACAGUCCUUUGCUGCCCUCUCGUGUUUGUUUUGCGAAUUGCACUCCACCAUCCUUCUAUCCAUUUUCAGGACCUGAUCCCCUGUCGAUCAGAGAGCUUUCCUCCACGUAGCAUCAUCUUAUAAAUAAAAAAAAGUGUCUGUGUCACUGUGCGGAUAAAAAAGAGUCCCCCCAAAGUGUGUCUGUAGCACCUCACUGCUGACUGGAACGUUCCAGCAGCUUGCCGACCAGGCCUAAAAAAGCCUGAUUGAAGGCAUUGGUGGCCGCCAGUUGCUCCCGUCUCAGAGACUCCUCCAUCUCUCUGGCCAAGCGCAUCUCCUCCAAGGCGAGCUGGAAGUGUUCGGACCGCUGCUGGAA
Doryrhamphus excisus (bluestripe pipefish) is the source of this 2487-nucleotide messenger RNA. RefSeq names its product family with sequence similarity 124 member A (gene fam124a). The record is from RefSeq and is a predicted model, not a curated record. NCBI's taxonomy places the organism in Eukaryota, Metazoa, Chordata, Actinopteri, Syngnathiformes, Syngnathidae.